AUGCCCUUAAGGAUCAUCCAGGCAAACAUAAACCACGCCCGCCAGGCGCAGGACCUGCUCUUGCAGGCCAUUGCGGAGCGUGGUGCAGGCUUGGCCAUUGUGGCGGAGCCGUGGAGGGUGCCGGAUCACCCAUGCUGGGCGGUGAAUCCGGAGAAGUCUGUAGCCAUCCACUGGAGACGAACGAGGGAGCAGCACGUACCAUGCUGCAAAAAGGGCGAAGGACCAGGUUGGGUGAUGGUGGAAUGGGGCCCCCUACUGGUUAUAGGGUCUACCUUAGGCCCAGCCUGUCACGCGCGGAGAUGGAGGAGCGAUUGGAGGAUCUGGAGCAACAGAUCCGAGCAUCCCUGUCGAGGCCAAUACUGGUCGCCGGGGACUUCAACGCCAAAUCGGCGCUUUGGGGUUCCCGGCGGCUGA
Molecule: messenger RNA, 414 nt
Organism: Vollenhovia emeryi
Lineage: Eukaryota; Metazoa; Arthropoda; Insecta; Hymenoptera; Formicidae
Exons: 1
Coding region: 1-414 (137 amino acids)
Source: RefSeq, a predicted model, not a curated record